Messenger RNA from Fukomys damarensis (Damara mole-rat), 4944 nucleotides. It is a transcript of the gene Nrxn2, whose product is annotated as neurexin 2. The record is from RefSeq and is a predicted model, not a curated record. NCBI's taxonomy places the organism in Eukaryota, Metazoa, Chordata, Mammalia, Rodentia, Bathyergidae. The transcript has 22 exons. The coding region runs from base 71 to 3892 and encodes 1273 amino acids.
CGGCGAGGUGGGUUGCGACUGCAGCCACACGGGCUUUGGCGGCAAGUUCUGCAGCGAAGAGGAGCACCCCAUGGAAGGUCCGGCUCACCUGACGUUAAACAGCGAAGGGUCCUUACUGUUCUCCGAGGGGGGGGCCGGGAGAGGAGGAGCCGGCGAUGUGCACCAGCCAACAAAAGGCAAGGAGGAGUUCGUGGCGACCUUCAAAGGAAAUGAGUUCUUCUGCUACGACCUAUCACACAACCCGAUCCAGAGCAGCACAGACGAGAUCACGCUGGCCUUCCGCACCCUGCAGCGCAACGGGCUGAUGCUGCACACGGGCAAGUCAGCUGACUAUGUCAACCUGUCCCUCAAGUCUGGGGCCGUCUGGCUGGUUAUCAACCUAGGCUCGGGAGCCUUCGAGGCCCUUGUGGAACCCGUCAAUGGCAAGUUCAACGACAAUGCCUGGCAUGACGUCCGGGUCACCCGAAACCUGCGCCAGCACGCAGGGAUUGGACACGCUAUGGUAAACAAACUGCAUUAUCUGGUGACCAUCUCGGUGGACGGGAUCCUGACCACCACAGGCUACACGCAGGAGGAUUACACCAUGCUGGGCUCUGAUGACUUCUUCUACAUUGGGGGCAGCCCCAACACAGCGGACCUGCCGGGCUCGCCUGUCAGCAACAACUUCAUGGGCUGCCUCAAGGAUGUGGUCUACAAGAACAAUGACUUCAAGUUGGAACUCUCCCGUCUGGCCAAGGAAGGGGACCCCAAAAUGAAGCUGCAGGGGGAUUUGUCAUUCCGCUGUGAGGAUGUGGCUGCCUUGGAUCCAGUGACCUUUGAGAGUCCUGAGGCCUUUGUGGCACUGCCCCGCUGGAGUGCCAAGCGCACUGGCUCCAUCUCCUUGGACUUCCGCACCACGGAGCCCAAUGGGCUGCUGCUCUUCAGCCAGGGCCGGCGAGCUGGGGCCGCUCCAGGCAGCCAUGGCUCUACCCAGCGGGCUGACUACUUCGCCAUGGAGCUGUUGGAUGGCUACCUCUACCUUCUGCUGGACAUGGGCUCUGGGGGCAUCAAGCUGCGGGCUUCCAGCCGCAAAGUCAAUGACGGCGAGUGGUGCCAUGUGGAUUUCCAGAGGGAUGGGCGCAAAGGCUCCAUCUCAGUGAACAGCAGAAGCACACCAUUCUUGGCCACCGGGGAGAGUGAGAUCUUGGACCUGGAGAGUGAGCUGUACCUGGGCGGCCUCCCUGAGGGGGGCCGGGUGGACCUGCCUUUACCCCCGGAGGUGUGGACGGCGGCGCUUCGGGCUGGCUACGUGGGCUGUGUGCGAGACCUCUUCAUAGAUGGACGGAGCCGAGACCUUCGAGGUCUGGCCGAGGCACAGGGGGCUGUGGGUGUUGCUCCCUUCUGCUCCCGGGAGACACUGAAGCAGUGUGCAUCCGCCCCUUGUCACAAUGGAGGCAUCUGUCGAGAGGGCUGGAACCGCUUUGUGUGUGACUGCAUUGGGACUGGCUUUCUGGGGCGAGUUUGUGAGAGAGAGGCCACGGUCCUGAGCUAUGAUGGCUCCAUGUACAUGAAGAUCAUGCUGCCUAACGCCAUGCACACGGAGGCAGAGGAUGUGUCCCUCCGCUUCAUGUCCCAGCGGGCCUAUGGACUCAUGAUGGCCACCACCUCCCGGGAGUCUGCCGACACUCUGCGCCUCGAGCUGGACGGGGGGCAGAUGAAGCUCACUGUCAACCUCGACUGCCUGCGCGUCGGCUGCGCACCCAGUGCUGCAGGUAAAGGCCCCGAGACGCUGUUUGCGGGCCACAAGCUCAAUGACAAUGAGUGGCACACAGUGAGAGUGGUACGGCGUGGCAAGAGCCUGCAGCUCUCUGUGGACAAUGUGACCGUGGAGGGACAGAUGGCAGGAGCCCACACGCGGCUGGAGUUCCACAACAUUGAGACCGGCAUCAUGACAGAGCGGCGGUUCAUCUCCGUGGUGCCCUCCAACUUCAUUGGGCAUCUGAGUGGGCUGGUAUUCAAUGGCCAGCCCUACAUGGACCAGUGCAAAGAUGGUGACAUCACCUACUGUGAGCUCAACGCUCGCUUUGGCCUGCGUGCUAUUGUGGCCGAUCCUGUCACCUUCAAGAGUCGGAGUAGCUAUCUGGCACUCGCCACGCUCCAAGCCUACGCCUCCAUGCACUUAUUCUUCCAGUUCAAGACCACGGCCCCUGACGGGCUUCUCCUGUUCAACUCGGGCAACGGCAAUGACUUCAUCGUCAUAGAGCUGGUCAAGGGGUACAUCCACUACGUGUUUGACCUGGGGAAUGGCCCGUCCUUGAUGAAGGGGAACUCAGACAAACCAGUCAAUGACAACCAGUGGCACAACGUGGUGGUGUCCAGGGACCCAGGCAACGUGCACACGCUCAAGAUUGACUCCCGCACUGUCACGCAGCACUCCAAUGGCGCCCGAAACCUCGAUCUCAAAGGGGAGUUGUACAUUGGCGGCCUGAGCAAGAAUAUGUUCAGCAACCUGCCCAAGCUGGUGGCCUCCCGGGACGGCUUUCAGGGCUGCCUGGCCUCUGUGGACCUCAAUGGGCGCCUCCCAGACCUCAUCGCAGACGCUCUGCAUCGCAUCGGGCAGGUGGAGAGGGGCUGUGAUGGCCCCAGCACCACCUGCACCGAAGAGUCCUGUGCCAACCAGGGCGUCUGCCUGCAGCAGUGGGAUGGUUUCACCUGUGACUGCACCAUGACAUCCUAUGGAGGCCCUGUCUGCAAUGACCCUGGGACUACGUACAUCUUUGGGAAGGGGGGAGCACUCAUCACCUACACGUGGCCCCCCAAUGACCGGCCCAGCACGAGGAUGGACCGCCUGGCCGUGGGCUUCAGCACCCACCAGCGGAGUGCUGUGCUGGUGAGGGUGGACAGCGCCUCAGGCCUCGGAGACUACUUGCAGCUGCACAUUGACCAGGGCACCGUGGGGGUGAUUUUUAAUGUGGGCACGGACGACAUUACUAUUGAUGAGCCCAACGCCAUUGUGAGCGACGGCAAAUACCAUGUGGUGCGCUUCACUCGGAGCGGUGGCAACGCCACUCUGCAGGUGGACAGCUGGCCAGUCAACGAGCGGUACCCCGCAGGAAACUUUGAUAACGAGCGCCUGGCGAUUGCUAGACAGAGAAUCCCCUACCGGCUUGGUCGAGUAGUAGAUGAGUGGCUGCUCGACAAAGGACGCCAGCUGACCAUCUUCAACAGCCAAGCUGCCAUCAAGAUCGGAGGCCGGGAUCAGGGCCGCCCCUUCCAGGGCCAGGUGUCGGGCCUUUACUACAAUGGGCUCAAGGUGCUGGCGCUGGCCGCCGAGAGCGACCCCAAUGUGCGGACUGAGGGCCACCUGCGCCUGGUGGGGGAGGGGCCGUCCGUGCUGCUCAGUGCAGAGACCACGGCCACCACCCUGCUGGCCGACAUGGCCACCACCAUCAUGGAGACCACCACCACCAUGGCCACCACCACCACACGCCGGGGCCGCUCCCCCACGCUGAGGGACAGCACCACUCAGAACACAGAUGACCUCCUGGUGGCCUCGGCUGAGUGUCCGAGUGAUGAUGAGGACCUGGAGGAGUGUGAGCCCAGUACUGCCAACCCCACGGGCCCAGGGGAGCGGGGCCCGCCGGGCGCGGUGGAGGUGAUCCGGGAGUCCAGCAGCACCACGGGCAUGGUGGUGGGCAUUGUCGCGGCGGCGGCCCUCUGCAUCCUCAUCCUGCUCUACGCCAUGUACAAGUACCGCAACCGCGACGAGGGCUCUUACCAGGUGGACCAGAGCCGGAACUACAUCAGUAACUCGGCCCAGAGCAACGGGGCGGUGGUGAAAGAGAAGGCCCUGGCCGCCCCCAAGACACCCAGCAAGACCAAGAAGAACAAAGACAAGGAGUACUACGUCUGAGCCCCCAGAGCCCCCCGCCGGCACCGCGCCCACUGCCAGCUGUCCCUCCCAGGACAGCCCGGGGAGGAGGGGCGGCCCUCUCCCUGCCGGGGCCUGGGGACCCUCUCCCUGGCCUCCUCAGGCUUCUCUCAGAAGAGGAAACGCAAAAAAAGAAAAAGGAAAAGGAAUAACCCCGAGCUGUCCCCUUCCUCCUGCUGCCCGCGGCACCGCACUGUCAACCCUGAGGCUGUCUGUCCCUCUGGGCGACACGCCCACCAGGCAGGGCACUGCUCACAGCCCUGGGUUGAUUUAUUUUUUUAAGAGGGGUAGUUUUAUUUUGGUGGGGUUGGGCGGGAAGGAAGGCUGGGGGUUUUGUAAAGUGUCCACUAUGUGUCUUGUUUAUUUCCCUCAAUUUUUUCUUCCUCCUUCCCUCCCUCUUGCCUUCCUUCUCUUCCCGAACUCUCCAGUCUCUCCAGGCUUGCUGUGUCUUUCUGUCCCUGCGCCCCCUUUUCUUUUCUUUGUUUUUCUUUCCUUUUUUUUUUUUUGGUGUGUACAUCUGAUUUCUCCCUUUCCCCCUUUUGGGUUUCCAGAGUUGGUGGGAGAAGGGCGGGAGGGUGGGCCUGAGGCAGCCCAGUGGGUGGAUGGGGAGGGGCAGGGCCCCACAUGCCCCUGCUCCCCUCACCAGGUGAGGUGCCCCCUGGGGCCACCCAGGGAAGGGGUUCAGGCCCUGCUAAGGCCUGUUCUGAGUGCCUCCGCGGGCGACGUGCAUUGCUGGGGAAGCUGCUGGAGGAGCAGGGUGGGGGGUGGGGGAGGGGAAAGGCAAAUGCGAUAUAUAUUGAAGACAAAUAAUCUAGAUACCACAGCAGCAGCCUGUGGCACCCGCUGGGCACAGGUGCAGGGAAAGGAGGGAGCAAGGUGGCAUCUGCAAACUGCUGGGGCCACCUCUUGGCCUAUGGGCUCCCUGCUCCCCAGUUUUUUUUCUCUCUUUGUUAACAAAUGUGUCUGAGUCUUGGAAAACACCCCAACCCCAGAAAUGUGUGGGAAAAAGAAAACAAAAACUUUCCAAAUUCCAA